GGAUGGAGCCGCUGCGACGUGUCAGCUGCAGCCUGCCGACCAAGUGACCAGCAGGGCUACGACCGAUCCAAGUGCCCGUGAAUGAGUGUGUGACCCGCCAGCCAAUGACUGAGCACCGGAUACGAGACAUCCGCUGGAACAACAGGCGCUCUGUCCUGUCUUGUCCCCACCACCACCGCCGCCGCUCUCCUCCCCCACCAUAUUGACGACAUUUACAGCCCCGAUCCAAAACCUCAUCCCCGGACACCGCGAGGGGGAAAGCGAUUCACGAGGAGGACAAAACACUUCUCAAAACUUCUUGGAUUUACCAAACGAAACUUUUUGGGUCGGCUUUGGGACUUGUGCAUACUUUUUUUUCCGUUUCCGCAAAACGAAGUGGAGUAAGCUGUCUUUUUUUGUCUCCCUCUUACGACGUAUGAAAGUUGUCUACCCGGUUGCUGUUUAGUGCGCAUGCGCAAAACAUGGGAUAAACAGCGCUGUUGUUGUUGGUUUUACGGACAAACUUUCUUGAAAACCUAAACGGAUAUUUAAGUGUUGAAAGCCCGGAUUUCAGAUGUUUCCCAUGCAAGCCCGAGUGGCUCUUCAGUCGCACGAUGGAUCCCAGAAAUACGAGCUUCAGCGACGGGGGAGGAGGACACCGCAGGUGGUCAUUGCAGGACGAUGGGAGGCUGCAGGCGAGGCCUUGGCAAGCCCACGAUGGUGCGCUGGCAUUAGAUGAAAUGAGGAGAACUGGGAACCGCAAUGAGUACACAGAAGGACCCACGAGGACUCCGGUCUCACAGAAGAGUGACCCAGUUACGUCACAAUUUUCCAGUAUUCAUCAGGACACCCAGGAAGAGAGUAGGCCCACUGAUGUUCACAACCUACAUGCAGACACAAACGUCAUGUGGUCCGCCAGCACGGAGGACUGUCAGAGUAGGGACGCUGGCUCAGGUCAGAGGGUCCUCGGCAUCAUGGGAAGUGGUGACCAGAUAAUCAGUGCCCAGCCCAUACCAGCAGCACAAAUUUCAAAUGAGAAAAUUGCAAAUGAAGAGCCAAAGUUGUUAGCGGCUGUGCCCAGCAGCGGCGAGUGUAAAAGCGCCGACACGCACUCCAAGUGCGAGCGCUGCAAUCGGUGCCGCUGCCCCGAAUGCGGGCACCCUCGGCCCCUGCCCUCCUGCUGGGUGUGCGGCGGGCGUUGUGUAUGUUCCGUACAAGACGCGGUGGAGUAUUGUACGUGCGUGUGCUGUGUCAAGGGACUGUUCUACCACUGCUCCACCGACGAUGAGGAUACGUGUGCGGACAAGCCCUUCUCUUGCACACAGGAACGCUGCUGCAUCCGCUGGACCGCCGUGUCCUUUCUGGCCAUUAUCUUCCCAUGUCUCCUGUGCUACCUUCCAGCUCGAGGAUGCGUCGCGGCGUGCCAUAGCUGUUAUGACCGAGCUACGCGGCCCGGCUGUCAGUGCAAGAACGCAAUCCACUUCCAGGCUGUGAGCAAGCCAACGUAGAACGUGUGUGUGUUGUGUGUGUGUUGUGUGUGUGUGUGUGUGUGUGUGUGUGUGUGUGUGUGUGUGUGUGUGAGAGAGAGUGACUACGUUUACAUGCAAAAAUCAGCCAGGUUACUUUUGGGCUCUACUUGCAGUGGGUUCAAUUAACCUUUGGCCUAACCACAUUUCUCAUAAUACGUUAGGGAGAUUUGGCUUUAGGCUGAAAUGUCAGGAUGGAAAAAAAAAUGCCCAAUAACAUUUACAGGUCAACUUAAUUUGACCAUUUCUGAACUUUUGCACAAUGUCCAACUGUUGCGUGUUUCCGUACCUUUUGCAUAGCUUAAUGUUCUCUAGCAAGGAGCUGAAAAUUCACACCUGUUUGAUACGUAUAGGACUGCCUUUCUGUGAGUCCUCCAGUCUCUCUGUUACAAGCCGAUGAUGACACACUGUGACACUCGUAAGUUCAGUUGCCACUUCCCUAUGAGAGCAUCCUGUUUGAAGCCUCUCCAAGGCGAGGCACUUGUUGAUCAAUUGUUCGGCGCGGCCUCUGUCUCAUGCUGUCUUCAUGCUGAAGAAGACUGUUUCAAAACACAAUUUGAAAUGAAGCUGUGAACCUAUUUAUGGAUCAAACACCUGUUGUGAAUGUUGCCGUUCAGCUCCAUGUUAGGGAACUGCAAGAUGCCCAAAUGUACUGCAGCGAUGAACAUGGACAUUUGCAUUCAAAAGUUGAAAGAAGGUCAUAUUAAGUUCACCUGUAAAAGUUGCUGUGCAUUUUAGAAUCAUCCUGGAAUCUCGCCCCAAAGCCAAGUCUUCAUAUGAACAGAAGGGAAACAUGUUUUACCCCGCAGAGUGAAAUUCUUGUUUCGCUCAGAACAUGGAUGGCAAUGUGUAAAAUACUAAAAGAUAAUACCGAGCUAAAAAAAAAAAAAAACAAACUACGGAAAAUACAAAUAGAGACAGAUUAUUAAAAAAAAAAGGAGUCCGAUGUGGCAGUGUGUGUCCAGAACAAGGGGAAAAUCUGAUACACUUUGGAAAAUACCGGAAAAUGGAUGCAUUUGUGCAAAUAGUGCAACACCAGGCUGUGCAAGGUCACACAGUACGUGGUGGCAUGUGAGGAGUACAAAAGAACAAUACUUAAUGUAAACAAAGUAUAAAAUACAUGACGUUGGAUUAAAUUUGUACAAUACUGUAGUUGUUGUGACUGGUCUUCACACUCAGGUUUGCGAUUUUUCCUUUGGGCACAAUUGAAGAUGUUGGUUUAUUCGUGUAAAAUUUUGGUCGUGGAUCAUAAACGUAUUCCAUUGUCUAUUCAACUGUGAAUACAAAAAUGCAGUUUGAGUGUUAAAAUACACCCGCUUGAUUUUGUGGAUGCGCCGGAUACGCUUUCCAUCGUGCCACACUGUUGAAAGGUGAUAUUUUGUAGAUUCUCCGCUCUGAAAACUCGUUUCACCUCUGUCAACAUGGUUCAGAAAAUGUAGUUUCAUAGUCAGGAUGUAGCAGAAAUGUAUUUCCUUGUGCGUCCAAACACAGCCCCCCGCGCGGCUUGCGCCGGUCCUCUUGUGAGCGUCCAGUCAACCACAUGAGCAGAAGGCAGGCAUUGAUAUUUAAUCAUGGGAAGAGGAAUUUGGUUUCCAAUCAAAUAAAAAUAAAUCAAUAAAGGUUUGUUCAUCCACGUUUUGAAAAUGUUGACUACAGUCAGAUGAAUGUGUUGACAUGCAUUUGAAAUCAAUCACUUUAUUGCAAUCGGCCCCAUUUUUGCAUGUAAACGUACCGAAUGAGUUAGGGAGUAUGAGACCCACUUAAGUCCUGUUUCAGUCCUGUAGCUCAAGUGGGAAUGCGAAAGUCUCCAUGCCUUGAGCUACUGCUGGCACCGUUCGGUGCAUGACAACAGCAUUAUGAGUCGUACUUGAAAGGAAAAUCAAAACAAGCGCCGCACGCUUGCGAAGGCAUGCAGGCCAUGUUUGUGCCUUGCAGAACUUGUUUGACCUCUCACAAGGAGGUUGCAUGUUUUCAAUGACGUUUUCGUGUUUCUUAGCUGCAUUACACAUGGACGAUGAAAGUGGUUGGCGGGGUGGGGCGCAACAGAACCAAUUACUUUACAGGAUCGAGCAUUUUUUGCCUUGAGUUCCUAUUGCCUGUCUGUUGCAUGAAGCCUGAUGACAUAUACACAGCAGGUGGGCAUCCAUGAAGGUGUAAGGCUUGGUGCUGAUCCAAAAUGGGAUUUUUUUGUGGGGGUGGGGGGGGGGGCUUUGUGGAGGUCUGCACUCAACUCAGUGGUACUGUAGUCAAAUACUUUCUUGACCGAAUUCUCAGAACAGAAAUCUAACAACUAACUUUGUGUACAUUAGUGAGAUGCUUUUAUUUUUGUACAUAGAAUACUCCCAACUGUGACAACUGCUUUUGGCCUUCAUUGGAAUGUAGAUUUCAUCACUUCUCAUUUCAGGUCAUUUGCUUCAGAGCAAUUCAGUUUGUACAAUUGCACAGUCACUUACAAAAAAAAAAAUUAAAAAAAAAAUUAUUUUCUGAUUUCAACACUUCUUAGUGUGAAUUAAAAAAGUAUAUUUAUUAGAAGGUUUUAUUAUUUUGUAAUGCAAAGUAUUUAUUUGUGUCAGUGCUGAAGACUAGGUCAGUGUCAGCCUAAAGGCAAGUAUAUUAACGUUGGAAAUAAAAUAACCUUCAUGUCUGA
Messenger RNA from Hippocampus comes (tiger tail seahorse), 4152 nucleotides. It is a transcript of the gene spry2, whose product is annotated as sprouty RTK signaling antagonist 2. The record is from RefSeq and is a predicted model, not a curated record. NCBI's taxonomy places the organism in Eukaryota, Metazoa, Chordata, Actinopteri, Syngnathiformes, Syngnathidae. Gene Ontology annotation, biological process: animal organ development; negative regulation of MAP kinase activity; multicellular organism development. Bases 594 to 1487 code for a protein of 297 amino acids. The transcript has 2 exons. Gene Ontology annotation, cellular component: cytosol; membrane.